Messenger RNA from Plodia interpunctella (Indianmeal moth), 1048 nucleotides. RefSeq lists its product as uncharacterized. Lineage: Eukaryota; Metazoa; Arthropoda; Insecta; Lepidoptera; Pyralidae. The record is from RefSeq and is a predicted model, not a curated record. The transcript is spliced from 5 exons. Bases 107 to 574 code for a protein of 155 amino acids.
CUCAGAGCAGUCUGCAUCACUUCUUUUACAAGUUUCGUUUGUUUCGUAGGAUCAUCAUCCCAAUAAUAAAUACAGUGGUUUAAACGUAAAUUAUAAAAUUGUGAAAAUGGGUUUACCGGAAGUGGAGACAUGUUGCUUUGUUUUCGAUCUGAAAACCGGUAACAUGAUAAUGGGAGGCGUCAAUGCGUUGGGUUCAUUUAUUCUGACAGUCAUCAUGAUAGUGAUGUCUGCCAUAACGGGCCAAAAGGAGAAGACCGGAAAUAUCGACAUCGACGCUCCCGUGACCGGCCUUUACGUCAUGUGCAUCCUGCUCUCUCUCAUGUUCCUUGUGCGAUUCGUCUUUGAUAUGAUCUUCAUUUACGGUAUUAUUACGGAAAAAGCCCCAAUCAUAAAGACUUACUUUGCGGUGUGGGUCGUCAUCUUCAUCACGAGCUCUUCCAUCUUCUUCUUGAACGUCGAGGACUUCAACGUGUUCAUUAUCAGUACCGAACUGUUAUAUUUGGGAGCAAGUGUGUACACCAUUAUAUUGGGUCGUAGUUUUUAUAAACAGCUAAACGCUCGCGAAGAACUGUAAUUUUGUUAUAUACAUAUAUAUAGUCAACCUUCUAAAUCUAUAUUACGCGAUGUUCCAAUUCUAAUUAAAAAAUAUAAUGAACUCGAUGUUAUAAUUUAAAAAAAAUAAUUUCUGUCAUGAUUUGUUUUGAAGGGUUUUAGUAAUACUAACACAAAAUGGAUAACGUCAAGUAAAGAAUACUUGAAAUUAUGAUGUGAAAUCGACGAAAAGGACACAAGUAAAUCUUGUUUAUUUGUUUGUAAUAACUUUAUUGCACGAAAAUAAGCAUAUUAAUCAAAAUUAAUACAAGAAAGAUACAUUGUACAACGGCGGACUUAUCCCAUGUAGGGAUCUCUUACAGUCAACCAGCGAUAGGUUGAGAGGGCAUGUAUACAGUAGCAGAUCUUGUGUCCUUUUCGUCUAUUUCACAUCACACCUAGCUUUUAAACUGGCUGGUUUGUUGUAUUGUUAAAAUUAAAAGUAAGCAGUAUUGAA